GGUGGCAUCCCUCAUCCAGUUUUCGACACACCUUUCUCAGCUUGAGGAGUUUACCAAUGGUGGCACAAGGGGGUGGAUAACGAGAUGUAGGUGAAGCUCUUUACUCUCUUUGCUUCUCUCUUUCUUGAUGGUAUAGAUGAAACAGAGAAGGGUGGCUGCGGAGAAAGGAUAACAGCGGCGGCGGAUGCGGGUGACCUGGUGGGGGGUGGAAGAGAAGAGCAGAGAAAGGUUUGGUUGGGUCGUGUGUUGCGGGCUGCUGCGGCUCGGGCGCGACAGUUCUGCCCCAACCAGCGCCGGUAGACCUUCGUUGCUUAUUUUCUCUUUUUUUCUCUCUCUCUCUUCUCUCUCUCUCUCUCGCCCUUCCUCCAAAAUUCCUUUCUCUCCAAAAAAAACCUAAAAUUUUUGCAACCCUCCUCAAAUUCCAUUAUUCCAAAAAGAAAGUUCGAACACUCUCCGCGUGUCCUCAUCCAUGUCACGCGCCUCCCGCUUUGACUUCGACGAUAUGGCCACCCUGCAAAACUUAGACACGCAUGCGAGCCACCAGCCGCGGUUUAUUUAACGCGGGCCAAGGUUGACACGAAAGAGAGAGAAACCAGAACAAACGCGAAUUCAGAUUUACUCGAAACUUUGAUCCAAAUCGUGCGUGACAUUUUCGCGGAUUAUAAAAAAAAAUUGUCUCAAGGUUACAGUAAAUAUUACAAAUCAAGUUCAACUUCGAUCAUGCAACACGGGAGGUGACGAAACAAAAACUUUAGGAUUAUAAAAUAAUCUGUAGAAGUAGAAUUUAAAUUUUUGGAUAAACAAGAUUAGAAUUUUAAAAAAAAAACCCGGCCGGGUAGGUUGGAAACUUUCAGAAAACUAGUAUUCAAAAAGUAUACUAUAUAUACGUAAUGUUGUACAGGAUUCUUCAAGCCUAGUUUAUCCUUUCAGACAAAAAGGAUAAUUAAAAUUGUCGUGGGAAAAAUUUAACCCGAACUAAAGGACUUUAAGGAACUCGACAGAACAACAGAUUCCUAUCAGGAAACUACGAAUCCCUAGUCGAUGAAUGUAGAAACACUUCGUCACUGACAAACCGAAUUACCUCUAGCUCUAAUCGCAAUUUUACUAAGUAUACGACUCUAAUUCAUAAGGAAGAAAUUUUGAAACAUUUGGUCAACAUUUUUAAAAAUCAAUUUUCAAUCCUUGAUACUUUUCAGAUAUUACGAGUUGAAUUUAAACGGAUUUUAAUUUAACAAAUAUUUCCCGAAAGGGCAACAUUCAUGAUAUUGCCAAAAAGGGUUUCAAGAAGGAAGAAAAAUAUCAAAAUUGAUAUCUGAAUAUAAAAGAAAUGUUAUGUGGAAAAUACUCCUGGACAAAAAUUGGAAAAAGAAUAGAAAAAUUUAACAAACGAGGAAAAUUUUUCGAAACAAUCAAGAAACCUCUUGAUGUACAAAUAGAAGAUAAAAUAAAAAUCUGGAAUUUUAAGCCUAAGAGAAGAUUUUAAAUAAGAUUUAGAAAAAAAAAUUUAGUUUGAAAGAAUCAAGUUUAUUAUCAAACAGAAUUAAUUCAAUCGCAAUCAGAAAGAAUCGUAAAAGUAAGAUACAAAAAUUGUCCCCCCAAAUAAUCAAAACUAAAGGAAUAAACCCAAAGUAAUAAACUUAGCAAAAAAACAUUUAAGACAAAAAUAAAAUAAGUUCUAGAUAAUGUGAAAAAGUUACGAAACAAAAUUAAGAACAUCCGAAAGAUACGAAAAAAAGAGCUUAAAGAACAAAGAUCCAUUUGAGAUAACAAUAAAUUCAAGAAGAAGAAAAGUGAACGAAAUACCCAAAAUUAGGUCUAUAGAAACUGCUAAAUUUGUGUGUUUUGAAAAUAAAAACAUCUAGUUUAAAUAAACCUUGUUGGAAUAAAAGGAAAAAAUAAAAUUUGACAAACAAAUUUCUUUAAUUCGAGUCAAUAACGAAAAAAAAGUGUUAAAACGAGGCGUGAAACGAAAAAAAGGAAAAAAAAAAGUCAAACAACAUUCGAACGCAUUCGAACUUGUAAUGAAAAGGUAAAAAAAAGGUGUAAAAAAUAGGGGGAAAAAAUAUCAGAAAACAAUCAAGAGGACAAAAAAAAGGUUUUAUGGAAAUUUUCCAUUUACUGAAAUUAUUGAAGAAAAGGAGAUUAUAACGGAUUAAAUCUGUGAAGAGUAAUUAAAGGUGUAAAAAAAAAGGUUAUGUACUGCAUAAGUGUGUCGUGCAGUUGUGGUGGAGUGGAUAAUGGUCGAGGAGAGAGAUGAGAUUUGGGUGGGAAAGUGGGAGAGAAGAAAGAGGAAGAUCAAGAUCAAAAAAGGUGCAACUUGGAGAGAAGAGCCAUGUCAUGGGAGUCCAUCGCGUCCAGGGAUUACCUUGGUGGAUCUUCAAGUCAUCAAUUAUCAAUAACAGCGUUACUGGGGAGUCCAGAUGGUUCUCGGCAUCCCCUCGAUUGUUACGAAUUCGCAGAAGAAGACUAUCAACAACUUGAAAAUGGAAAUGGAAAUGGUCAACAUCAUAAUACAAGAAGUAGUAUUGGCAUUUGGGAAUGUCUUAUUAGCUGUAGGCAUCGACUCGAUCAACAACUAGCAAGGCGAAGGGUGGAACAGGGGCUGAAAUUAUAUCGAGCUCACAAACAACAAGCUGCUGUGCGCAAAUGGAGAGGUGCUCUAAAAAGUAUUAGGCAACGUGAAGACAAAUUUGCUCUGCUUGGCUACCUUUACCAAGCUUACAUGGAUUGGGGAAAAUACAGAGACAGUAUAGACUUCGGCCAGAGACAACUUUGUAUUUCAGAAGAAUUAGACUCUCCUAAUAUGAGAGCUGAGGCGUACUUGAAUCUUGCAAGAGCUCAUGAAAGACUGGGGGCGUUAGACAAAGCUUUAGCUUUCGCCAGACACAGCUUAUACAACGAAUGUGACCAAUGUGCCACUGCUGGUCUUGUUCACUUAACUGUCGGUCGGGUUCAUUUGGAACUAGCGGGAUUUUGCAAAGCCUUAGAAGCCUUCCAAAGGGCGCAUAAAAUUGCGCAUUCCAUUCAAGAUCCCUCUUUAGAGUUACAAGUGUACGUCGGUUUGUCAGAACUGUUCUGCAGAUUACAGGAUGCAGACAAAAGUUCGCGAUAUGCAGCGAGAGCUUAUGACUUAUCAAGGAGCUUACAACUGGGAGAUUUAAAUUCUAGGCACCAUCGAGCUGCAUUGCUCCAAAUGGCUGCUGCUCUUAGAAAAAAGGGCGAGCUUGGUGAUGCUCAUGAUUACUGUUCGGAGGCAACACGCUUAUCUUUGGUUUCUGGAGAUCAAGCCAGUUAUGCUCGAAGUAUACGAAUCAUGGGAGAUAUUUAUAGAAAAAAGUCCGAUAUAAAUAAGGCGUUUCGCCAAUACGAAAGUGCCAUGGGAUCUGCUGCAGCCACUGGAGAUCGUUUAUGUCAAAUGGAAGCUAUGGAUGGUGCAGCAAGGUGUCUCGAAAUACUUAGGGUACAGAAUAAAAUUUGCAACUGUCGACCUCUUGAGUUUAAUACUCGACUAUUGGAAGUUGCCGGAUCUGUUGGAGCGAAGCUUCUAGUGAGAACAGUAAGAUGUCGAUUAUCUCGAAUCUAUGCAUCAUUAGGAGAUGAAGAGCAAAAAAGUCAUCAUGAAAGAUUAGCAGCAACGAUGGAAGAAGACUUAGAAUUACGUUGUGGAAGCUGCAAUGAACCUUUCGGACUUGAAGCAGAUUCCCUAGAGGCUUUGCCUUGCUCACAUAUUUUACAUGCCAGGUGUGCAUACGACAUUUUAAAACGAAGGGACAAGAAAAAGAAGCGUUUAUGUCCCGAUUGCCAUAAAUCCGUCAGUUCUCGACUGUACCUUCAUUGUGACGAUCCUCAUGGAAUGAAUCCUUUGAAUCAGAGUUCCUUAAGUUUAGCAUCGUUACGAGCAAGUAGUUUAGCAACUCUUGAAGAUUGUCACGCAACCAGCAGUGUUUAAGAAAAUUUAAAAAAAAAAUAUAAUCGGUGCCAAUGAUUUUACGGGUAAUUAGGGCUUUGUACAAAAUAAUUGACGUACUUUGCAAUGACAUAACAGGGUUUGACGUCAUUUUUUUAAUUUUUAUUUUUUAUUCAUCUAUUUUUCAGUUUUUGAAAAAAAGCUUCCUCUACAUUAUUUGUUCUCAAAUCAGUAAAAAAAAUAUUAUUAGAAAAUUUUUUGGUUUUUUUUUGUAAUUAUUUUAUUAUUAUACAUCUUAGAUAAUAUUUUAUUAUAAUUUAUUUAUUCAAAUGCAAAAUUUGGAGACACCUUGUGAUCAGAAUACAAAAAUUAAAAUUUUUUUUUUUUAUUCAAAUUCAGUACGCAAUAUGUUGUACAAAUUAAGUGAAAAGUAAGACUGGAAAAGGUACGCAAUUUUCGUUAAUAUGAAAAGUUCCUAUCAUUAAUUUUAUUACUUUAUUUAUUUUUUAUAUUUAGUUUUUCAAGAAAGCAUAAAAAUAAUAUAGAACAUUAUUUUAAUUGACGUUGCAUUUUUAUAAUUUUUUCUACCUACAAAUAAAUUUAUAAUAAGUUUUCCACAUUUGCCGAUAUAAACUAUAAAAUGGCAAAAAUAAUUUUAUUAAAAAAUAAUAAUAGAAUAUUUCUUUUCUUAUAGAAAAUUCAGUAUUCUUUGUUAAAACCCUAUGAUAAAAGAUUCUGUUUUAAAAAAAAUAUUAAAAUAUUCUUUAUUAAAAGAGAAGAAUAAAAUUCUAUUAAUACUCGCAUACAAUACAGAAUUCUUUGUUGGAUCAUAAUGAAAGAUUCUUUUAUCAAAAAAAAAGAAAAAUAUAUUUCUGAUUAAAGUUUAUUAUUCUAACAGUUAACUAUUUCAAAAAAGUAUAUAAAAUUCAUUUUUACUGAAAAAA
Molecule: messenger RNA, 4851 nt
Organism: Leptopilina heterotoma
Lineage: Eukaryota; Metazoa; Arthropoda; Insecta; Hymenoptera; Figitidae
Product: 43 kDa receptor-associated protein of the synapse homolog
Exons: 10
Coding region: 2333-3949 (538 amino acids)
Biological process (GO): chemical synaptic transmission
Cellular component (GO): synapse
Molecular function (GO): acetylcholine receptor binding; protein-membrane adaptor activity
Source: RefSeq, a predicted model, not a curated record